ACCCCUGUUCUACACCACCAUUGCCCCACUUCUAAAUCCCUUGAUUUACUGCCCGAGGAAUGACCAGGCGAAGCCAUAGUUAAGAGGAAGAAGCAUUCUGUGCUGCCGAGGGAGAAGAAGAUGUAGAACUGGAGGAGGUAGGCAUGGAAAGAAACGUUCCCCUUUGAAGUUACCAGGUCAUAAAACAUACGAGGCAUGCUUGUGCUCACAUAACACAUCUCCAGCCAGGAGAAGUUACUCAGAAAGACAUACAUGAGAAGCUGAGCCAAGUGGGAAACUAGGAACACAAGGACGAUAAUGACAAUGUUCUCUGCCAAAGUCAGGAUGUAGAGAACAACAAAAAUAACAAUGAGCAGACGACGUAUCUGGUGCUGACCAUCAAAGCCCACCAAAAUAAACUCUUGAACUUUGUUCUUAUUGACCAACUCCAUCUGGAAGGCAAAGAUAAAAAGAUCCACAUUACAUACCGGGAAAAAGUUUCAUCUUCCCAUCUUUCUGUUUCCACCGAAAGGAGAAACUUGACCAACCAUGCCAUGUGACAUCUGAGUGGGAAGUCCCCUGAACCAGGGGUCUCCAACCUUGGCAACUUUAUGACCGGCAAAGCUGGCUGAGAAACUCUGGGAGUUGAAAGUCCACAAGUCUUAAAAGAGCCAAGUUUGCAGACCCCUGGGCUAAACUGACAACAUUCUCACUUACAGACUUCAGAGGAUAAUUAGAACUGCAGAAAAAAUAAUUGCUACCAACCUGCCUUCCAUUGAGGACCUGUAUACUGCACGAAUCAAGAAGAGGGCCGUGAAAAUAUUUACAGAUCCCUCACAUCCAGGACAUAAACUGUUUCAACUCCUACCCUCAAAACGAUGCUAUAGAGCACUGCACACCAGAACAACUAAACACAAGAACAGUUUUUUCCCAAAGGCCAUCACUCUGCUAAACAAAUAAUUUCCUCAACACUGUCAAACUAUUUACUAAAUCUGCACUACUAUUAAUCUUCUCAUCGUUCCCAUCACCAAUUUCUUUCCACUUAUGACUGUAUGACUGUAACUUUGUUGCUGGCAAUCUUUAUGAUUUAUAUUGAUAUAUUGACCAUCAAUUGUGUUGUAAAUGUUGUACCUUGAUGAACAUUUCUUUUAUGUACACUGAGAGCAUAUGCACAAAUCCCUUGUGUGUCCAAUCACACUCGGCCAAUAAAAAAAUUCUAUUCUAUUCUAUUCUAUUCUAUUCUAUUCUAUUCUAUUCUAUUCUAUUCUAUUCUAUUCUAUUCUAUUCUAUUCUAUUCCAUUCCCUUCCGUUCCCUUCCCUUCUCAUAUCAUCAUCCCAUCUCAUCUCAUCAUCUUAAAAUAAAGACUAAUAUUACUACUUUUCUCAUCAUCUCUACUUUUCUUGUGCACCAGAUCUGGACAUAUGAAAUUAGCAUGACAAAUGCCAUCCUGGGAUGUCUCCGAAUCUGUGGUAAGGAAUUCUGAUUUACAAAUUUUGAGGACUAAUUCAGGAAUAAUCAAUCCAAUUUCUUCAAAUAAAGAUGUUGGAUUAUACUCCUGGUAGUGAAACUGGUGGGAUGUGUUGCAAACUGAUACAUAGAUAAUAAUGGGUUUGGGGAAAGUAGCUUGGGUAGAACGUAUAAUAUUUCAGUGACCGUUAGGAAUUGCAUUUAGGAGUGGCCUUAGAAAACUUGGGUGAUGGGACAAAUAUAUAAUAUAUGGUCCACCUUUAGAUUCCUUAUCACUCUGAGAUCUCUUUUUACUUUCUGGAAAAAUGUUCUCAAAUCUUUGCUAAACUCUCAAUUUUUUUUCUUUUUUACAAGUAGCGGUAUUCCUGCCCUUUGAGUAGCUGACUGGCAUAGAGGCAUUAAGGUUCAUGCCAUCAAUAGGUCUGUUGGGUGAAAGGUUAGAUGGACCAUUCUGGUAGGCAUGCCAAAAGGAAUUGUCUAUCUGGAUUUAGUAAUGGAGAACAACAACAGAGAGUUUUCAAGUUAGUGAGUGUAAAUUCCAGCCAGGAUUAGUCCAUAGUGAUCUUGGACUUUCUGUAGACAUGGACUUCAGUUCCCAGAAUUAGGCAAAUGCUAUGGCAAUUACUGAGAAAUCUGAAAGUUGAAUCCACAUGCCUAGAGGCCACACAAAUUGGGGAAUAGCAUGGCUUAUUUGAGAUAAUUUUCCCAUGCUUAGUGGACAUGGGAAAAUAACUGGAAAAAAUAAACUCUGUUGCAUUUAAUGGAGAAAUAGAUGGUGAAGAUGAUGCAUUUGCUGAGAUGACCCAAUAGAUAGCUUUAACUGAGAGAAAGGAAAGUAUCUAAGUUUGAUGCGGAUUGGGAACUCUUUGUUGACUUUUUGUGUGAAACUGGAAAAAAAAAUCAAAUUAUGAAAUAUGUCUUUGAUGAUUUGACUAAAAAAAACUAUAGAAAAAAUAUAAGCAAUGUUAUAACAAUAGAGUAAUAGGUUAAAGUACAUCUAUACUUAUAACAACUAAAAAAUCCCCCAGAAAUCAUUUGUUUAUAUUUUUUCCUUUCUUUUCUCCACAUUGGUUUUCCUCCCUCCUUCCUUCCCUCCCUCUCUCCCUCCCUCCCUUUCUCUUUCCUUUUCUUCUAAGCAGUUGCUAGUUUCUAUCUUUCAUCAUAACAUUUUAAUAAAGUUGGGGAGAUGGACAUUACAAAGUUUCAUUCAGAAGCUGUUUCCCCAAUGUGUGAUCCUCAUAUCAACAGAGGCAUAAUUCUUUGGAUCAAGUCAACCAUACCAGGGUGACGACGGGCUUCGUCCUCCUGGGCUUCCCAUCCCUUUCGCCCUCAUUCCAGCUGCUGCUGUGCUCCCUCCUUGCCAUUUGUUAUGCCUUCACCUUGGUGGGGAACCUCUGCAUCGUGUGGGCUGUUCUCUUGGACUCUCGACUCAGCCGCCUGCCCAUGUAUAUUCUCCUGGGAAACUUUUCUGGCCUAGAGAUAUGCUACGUAACCACCACAGUACCCAGGAUGCUCUUCGAUCUGACCUCUCCGCUACCAGAUACCAUUUCUUUCCAUGGCUGUUUCCUCCAGUUCUAUUUUUUCUUUUCUAUGGGAACCACCGAAAGCUUCCUUCUUGCGGCAAUGGCCUUAGACCGAUACUUGGCCAUCUGCCACCCAUUGCGAUACCCAGUGCUCAUGUCUCCAAGGUUCUGCUGCAUCCUGGCUGCUUCCUGCUGGUCCUCUGGCUUUCUCUGGUUUCUAGCACCCAUCAUUUUGAUUUCCCAGCUCCAUUUCUGUGGCUCCAACAUCCUCGACCACUUUAUCUGUGAUCCAGGACCACUCUUGGCUUCGUCCUGCACUCCAGCCCUCAGCACAGAACUGGCCUUCUACAGCCUCAGCUCCAUUGCUAUUUUUGGUGUGUUCCUCUUCAUUGUUUCCUCCUAUGCUACUCUCUUCUGGACAGUAAUGAGAUUGCCUUCAAGCACUGGGAGACGGAAGGCAUUUUCCACUUGUAGCUCACAUAUGCUGGUGGUAAGCCUCUUCUAUGGCUCCAUCAUGGUCACUUAUGUAGCCCCCAAAGCUUCAGGAGGAAGCAACAAAGUGGUGACACUUUUCUAUUCGGUGUUGACCCCUUUGCUCAACCCACUCAUCUACAGCUUGAGAAACAAGGAGAUGAAAGAUGCUAUAAAAAGGACACUAUACCAGGAAAAUUAGAGACUGUGAUUCAUGGAUGGUUAGUCUUUCUGCUUUCUAGGACCUUUCUGCUUCUAGGAUCUUUCUACUUCUAGGAUCUUUUAUACUUUAAACUAAAUCAUUUUUAUGGGUUUUCAAGUACAAAAAUAAUCCAAACAACGAAGAACUAGAGUACAAUGACAGUAUGCUCUUAGUUUAAAUACUAUUAUGGAAUAAUGAAAAUUACCAUCCUUAAAGAAUAGUAAUGUCAACUGUAUUUGAAAUAUUAUUUGGUAGGGCACUGUAUCUUGUCCAUGUCUUCAUAAUUUUCCAUUUUUCCACCUCAGUCUGUUAACUGGUAAUAAGAAGGUUUUACUCUUUCUGUGAAUAAUAUUGUUGCUAAUAAAUUAUAUUGUCUUGAAGCCACACAAACAUUGGUGGAUAUUCUAGGUUGUUGGAGAACCUUCUAAAAUAUUCAGGGAAUAAUCAAAUUAAAUGUUAAUUAAAUGUAGUAAAAUUUUUAUUUGGGUCCAUGUAUUUUAUUUUAUUUGGUAUUUGACCAGAAAAAAACUCCAUUAUGUCUACUUCAGCAAAAUAAUCUAAACUAUGAAACUGUUGAAAAGCAGACAAAUUAAAUAAUGAAAAGUUUCAGUGAGCAACUCAAACAUCUAUCUAUCUGUUUGUGCAUGUAUUUGUGAAUUGUUAUUAGCUAUCCAAAUUUACAUAAGAAAAAUUGGGAAAAAGUAUAUAUAUUCAUUCAAAUACUGAUAGAAGAGAACAUUUGUAGCUCAGGGUUGAACUGUGGUGUCCUUGGUUUUAUUACACGACUAGGUAAUAUCAUCACUGCAAGCAUAACUUUUCGUAAUUUCUUACAUGGCGUCUUCUUCAUUAAUCCCACAACAUAUGUGUGUAUGAAAGACCUCCGACCUCCUGUGUAGCUUUCUUAUAUAGUAAUUGGUAAAUAAGUAAAUAAAUUACCUUCUUUCCUUGUA
Molecule: messenger RNA, 4593 nt
Organism: Ahaetulla prasina
Lineage: Eukaryota; Metazoa; Chordata; Lepidosauria; Squamata; Colubridae
Product: olfactory receptor 11G2-like
Exons: 1
Coding region: 2891-3643 (250 amino acids)
Biological process (GO): G protein-coupled receptor signaling pathway
Cellular component (GO): membrane
Molecular function (GO): olfactory receptor activity; G protein-coupled receptor activity
Source: RefSeq, a predicted model, not a curated record